GAUUGGGUACUGCAAAAGGGCGUAAUGCGUAAUGGCUGACGAUUUGGCAUCCAUUACAUUGUUCUCACUGUCUCAGUCCGGACCAUUCGAGCUUCUACUGCGGUGGCAUUGUGAUUGACGCCGGGAACAAAGCAUGCUGCAGCAAAUGGAGUCCUUGUAUCGAGGGAUUAUUGCGAAUCCAAGGCUUAGGCAAUAUGGUCUGCCAGUUGUUGGUGCGCUUGUCGGCAUACAAGCACUGAGGUCCCUGAGCGGAUGGCUUUCGCAAAGAGCACUCAACCACUACACUUCGAGUUCGAAAUGGGACUGGUCCAAGGAACUCGUCGUGAUAACAGGAGGAAAUUCGGGUAUCGGUGCUGAGAUGGUUGAAAAGUUGGCUAGCAGAGGAGUUAAAGUCAUCAUUCUCGAUAUCACGGAAGCGAAGGGGCAACUGCCUCCCAACACAUCAGCUUACCAGGUCGAUGUUGGCGAUCUCAAUGCCAUCAAGGCCACCUGUGGCCGCAUUCGCUCCGAGCACGGCAAUCCGACUGUCCUGAUCAACAAUGCCGGUCUCGCACUUGACGCGACCAUCCUGGGUAUAUCCAUGGACGAUGUCCAGAGGACUUUCUCGGUGAACCUCUUCUCACACUACCAGCUCGUCAAAGAAUUCUUGCCUCAUAUGAUUGAGAAAAACCAUGGACACAUUGUCACUGUUGCAAGCCUGGCGGCUCACGGUCCGCGCACUGCAAAUGUGGCAUACGCUGCAUCAAAAGCAGCCGCACUGGCAUUUCAUGAAGGCUUAGGGCUGGAAUUGGCCCUGUAUUACAACGCGAAGAAAGUGAGAACGACAGUUGUGCUUCCCGCAUGGAUUAGGACGCCCUUGAUCCAGCGCCUGCUCGAGAACGGGUUGCAAGUAUCUAUGGUCGAACCCAAAGUCGUUGCAGACGCUGUUGUGAAACAAUUGUAUUCGGGAGAUAGCGGCCAGAUCGUCGUCCCGUCGUCUUUGUCCCUGGCCACGGGCAUACGAGGCUGGCCGCAUUGGUUGCACCAGAAGGUGUUGAUGGAUAUGUCGGCAAGUACCAAGGCUGCUACAGUUGCCGCUAUGGAGAGUGAGCAGCAGGGAUGAAUGUUGAAGCACGCGUGAAGAUGGCCAAUAUUGUAUCUCCGUCACGUUGUGUUCGUGAUGACCAGUAUGAUAGUCUCUAGAGGACAUGGCGUGCAAGACAUAUUUUGUUGAUAUUUCGCCGGUUCUAGUUAAUGUGGGGGAAACUGGAACCAGCUUUCAGCCCCAACCCAGCGCGGGGCUUCCAUGGCUAUGACGAGCUGAGGUCUCGAUUGUUUUCCUGCUUAUUGGCGGCUUUG
Molecule: messenger RNA, 1338 nt
Organism: Exophiala xenobiotica
Lineage: Eukaryota; Fungi; Ascomycota; Eurotiomycetes; Chaetothyriales; Herpotrichiellaceae
Exons: 3
Coding region: 134-1102 (322 amino acids)
Molecular function (GO): oxidoreductase activity, acting on the CH-OH group of donors, NAD or NADP as acceptor
Source: RefSeq, a predicted model, not a curated record